CCCCUUUGCUCCACCCGCUACCCCCCUCUACCUCUCACCUACUUCCAUAUAUUAACCCCUUAACCAACCCUCCCAAAAAAAUAGGGAAGGUUUUAGUAAUAACUUACAUUACAUACCUUCUCUUUCUAUCCUCACUAAUAAACUUUUCUUCAUUCCUACUUUUCUCAUCAACUAUUAUUAUCACAUACAUACAUUUCUUAAACAUGGGUUCCGAACAAGUGAGCAACAACCAUAUUGAUGAGCGACAUGAGGUUGACAAGGUUGUUGAGCGUAAGGAGUUUGUGUUUCGGUCCAAGCUCCCGGACAUCUACAUUCCUAACCACCUCCCCCUACACCAGUAUUGUUUUGAGAAUCUACGUGAACAUGGUAGCCGCCCGUGUUUGAUUGACGGCCCAACAGGGAGGGAAUGGACUUACGAGGAGGUGGAACAGACGGCCAGACGUGUUGGAGCUGGGUUUCAUCACAAGCUCGGGUUGCAGAAGGGUCAGGUGAUCAUGCUACUCCUCCAGAAUAGCCCCGAGUUUAUAUUCUCCUUCCUCGGGGCAUCCUUCAUCGGAGCCGUAAGCACGACGGCCAACCCAUUCUGCACCUCGGCCGAGAUUGAGAAGCAGGCUCGAGCUAGUGGAGCUCGAGCCAUCCUCACCCAGUCCGCCUUCGCGGACAAGGUGAAGUCCUAUUGUGAAGAGAACAACAUUCAUAUAAUCAUCGUGGAUGCCAUAUCUCCAGAUGGUCCCCACCCCAACGAGUACAAGCACUUCUGGGACCUAGUUGGGACCCAAGGGGAGGAAAACAACUUACCCGAGGCAAAUAUAACCCCAGAUGAUGUGGUAGCACUACCUUAUUCUUCAGGCACCACAGGCCUCCCUAAGGGCGUGAUGCUCACGCACAAAAGCCUUGUGACAAGUGUCGCACAACAAGUGGACGGGGAAAACCCGAACCUCUACUUCAAUAGCGAAGAUGUCAUCCUAUGUGUAUUACCCUUGUUCCACAUCUACUCCCUUAACUCCGUGUUGCUGUGUGCUCUACGCGUUGGGGCCGCGAUUCUUGUAAUGCCGAAAUUCGACAUAUACAUGUUGAUGGAACUAGUCCAAAAAUAUAAAGUUACAAUUGCACCCUUCGUACCUCCAAUUGUUUUAGCAAUCGCAAAAAACCCGGACAUGGACAAAUACGACCUUUCAUCGGUAAGGGUAGUAUUGUCCGGAGCAGCACCCAUGGGUAAAGAUCUUGAAGACGCUGUUAGAGCUAAACUACCAAAUGCCAAACUUGGACAGGGUUAUGGAAUGACCGAGGCAGGACCAGUGUUAGCCAUGUGUUUGGCAUUUGCAAAAGAGCCUAUGGAUGUAAAGUCUGGAUCAUGUGGGACAGUUGUACGAAAUGCUGAGUUAAAGAUUGUUGAUCCUGAUACCGGUCUUUCUUUACCUAGAAACCAAUCUGGAGAAAUUUGCAUUCGUGGUAGCCAAAUCAUGAAAGGUUACUUGAAUGACCCGGAGGCAACAGCAAACACCAUAGACAAAGAAGGAUGGUUGCACACCGGCGACAUCGGAUUUGUCGACGAUGAUGAUGAGAUCUUCAUCGUUGAUCGGCUAAAGGAAUUGAUCAAGUACAAGGGCUUCCAAGUAGCCCCUGCUGAGCUUGAAGGCAUGCUUAUCAACCAUCCUAAUAUCCAUGAUGCUGCAGUUGUUGCAAUGCAAGAUGAGGCUGCUGGUGAAGUUCCUGUUGCAUUUGUUGUAAGAUCAAAUGGCUCUCAAAUUAGUGAAGAUGAUGUUAAGCAAUACAUCUCCAAACAGGUUGUAUUUUAUAAGAGAAUAUACCGAGUUUUCUUUGUGGAAUCAAUCCCUAAACUACCAUCAGGGAAAAUCUUAAGGAAAGAGCUAAGAGCAAGAUUAGCAAAUGGCAUAACUAAAUAGGGUUUUAACAGCCAUUUAAUUAACCCAAGUUUGAAAAUUACCAAGGCAUUACUUCCUAGCAAGAGCAACUUAUGCAACAAUGCAAUGUGAAGCAAGGAUGUCAGUAAAUAUAUGAUUUGUACCAAAAGAAUAACCUUUUGGCUUUAAAUUCCUUUUUUUUUUCUUUUCUUUUUUUUUUUUUUUUUUUGGGGGGGGCAAUUUGGAAAGGGAAGGUGUUGGAAAUUUCAAUUAAUUACUUCUAUAUUUCUAUGUCAUCUUUUAUAACUUUAUUGUAUAUGAUGUCAUGGACUUUCUAGCUAUAUGAAGAUUUACCUUCUUUUAAUUUGAUUAA
This is a messenger RNA of Chenopodium quinoa (quinoa), 2238 nucleotides long. Its product is annotated as 4-coumarate--CoA ligase 1-like. NCBI's taxonomy places the organism in Eukaryota, Viridiplantae, Streptophyta, Magnoliopsida, Caryophyllales, Amaranthaceae. The record is from RefSeq and is a predicted model, not a curated record. The transcript has 5 exons. Gene Ontology annotation, molecular function: CoA-ligase activity. The coding region runs from base 204 to 1907 and encodes 567 amino acids.